Messenger RNA from Ziziphus jujuba (common jujube), 1813 nucleotides. Its product is annotated as transcription factor bHLH128. Bases 175 to 1263 code for a protein of 362 amino acids. Gene Ontology annotation, biological process: regulation of transcription by RNA polymerase II. The record is from RefSeq and is a predicted model, not a curated record. Lineage: Eukaryota; Viridiplantae; Streptophyta; Magnoliopsida; Rosales; Rhamnaceae. Gene Ontology annotation, molecular function: RNA polymerase II cis-regulatory region sequence-specific DNA binding; protein dimerization activity; DNA-binding transcription factor activity, RNA polymerase II-specific. Gene Ontology annotation, cellular component: nucleus. The transcript is spliced from 6 exons.
CACCCGCAGGUGACUCACCCACCUUCCCUUAGACUUUCCCCAAUAAGAAAUCCCCAAACUUCCUUUCGCAAAAACCAACUUCUACUUUUUUCUUCAUCUUCCUCUUUCUCUCACUUUCCUUCUCUUUCUCUCUCUAAAAAAAGCGCUUGAUUUUUCUUCUCCAAACCAAAUUACAUGUACCAUUCCAACUCACCUUCGCACUCCCAGAAACCCAUGGGUCCGUCGGGUCUGACCCGGUACGGUUCCGCACCCGGUUCACUUCUCGCGACGGCCGUCGAUUCCGUCAUCGGAGGAGGAGCCGACCGCGAAUUCAACACCGCCGCACUCAGAUCGCCGUACUGUUUCUCCGGCGAUUCGUCGUCGGUCACAUCUGAGUCAACCUGCAAGGUUAACAGCUCGCCGUCUUCCUCUGUUCCUCCUAAUAAGGAGCAGUACCAGCAGCACCACAACAACAAAGGUUUGCAUAGAUCGUACUGCCUCAAUGAGAUUGCUUCUAGGGUUGGAUCUUCUUCUUCUUCGUCUUCAUCUUCGUCUUCUUCGUCUUUGGUCCGCCAGAAAAGCUCUCCGGCUGGGUUGCUCAGCCACCUCGCUGCUGCUACAACUGAAAACAACGGGUUUUCAGUUACAAGAGGAGCAGGAAGCUAUAGCUCACAAGGUGGUACUAAUGGUGGCCAUGGAGUUUCGAGAUUGAAGUCUCAAUUGAGCUUCACUGGGCAAGAUUCUCUUUCCCAGAUUUCUGAAGUAAGCGAAAAUGUUGUUGAUGUUGGUAGCGCUGACAAUGGCCACCAAAACGCCAUGCAUUCUUAUGUCACUAAUAGUUUCGGGAUGGACUCGUGGGACAAUAACACCAAUUCUAUCGUGUUUUCUGCUCCGACAAGCAAACGAGCUAAACAUAUGGAUGGUGACAUAUAUAAUUGUCUCAAUAUUUUAGAAACUCAGUUUAGCCUGCCACAGACAACUCUAGAAAUGGCAACAGUGGAGAAGCUACUACAAAUCCCUGAAGACUCUGUUCCUUGUAAAAUCCGUGCUAAACGAGGCUGUGCAACUCAUCCACGAAGCAUUGCAGAAAGGGAGAGAAGAACUAGAAUAAGUGGGAAACUAAAGAAACUCCAAGAGCUGGUUCCUAACAUGGAUAAGCAAACAAGUUAUGCAGACAUGUUGGAUUUGGCUGUACAGCAUAUCAAGGGCCUUCAAAAUCAAGUCCAGAAUCUCCACAAAGAACUUGAGAAUUGCUCAUGUGGGUGUAAACAACAAACAAAAUAAAACUUCUGUAGUGACAAUAGCAAAACAACUGAAUGGGUCAGAAGUUAAGGACUGGAGCUGCGGUGGAGGAGGUGCAGGACCGAUGCACAACUAAUUUUGUUUGCCUAACCAUGUUAGACUUGAUAAAACUACGAGUAGAGGUAUUUAACUCCCAAAGUGUACCAAGUUCAUCUUCUUCUUUUUUUCUUUUUUUUCUAUUUUUGGGGGUAAAGUGUACCAAGUUCAUCUUGCAUGUGUUUUUCUUGUCUUCAAAUGUCCUGACAUUUCAUUUUUGCAAGAAAGUGUAUAUAUAUAUAUAAUGAACUGUGGGGUUCCAAGUUCAUUAUAGAAGUGUUGUUUGUUUUAUUUUAGGGAAAUAUGUGCAAAGUUACAUUUCAUUUUUGCUUUUUCUUUUGUCAGUUCUAGUUUUGUACUUCGUAUGCUCAUUGAUAAGUAAGCUGUAAUAUUUGACCUUAAUUGGUACAAAAAAACUGUAUCAGCAAAUAUUGCUUUUUGUUUUGGUGAUCCAAUACCUUCCUAUAAUAUGUUUAUGGCAAGAAUGACAUUUGCA